This is a messenger RNA of Phanerochaete carnosa HHB-10118-sp, 639 nucleotides long. RefSeq lists its product as uncharacterized. NCBI's taxonomy places the organism in Eukaryota, Fungi, Basidiomycota, Agaricomycetes, Polyporales, Phanerochaetaceae. The record is from RefSeq and is a predicted model, not a curated record. The transcript has a single exon. Bases 1 to 639 code for a protein of 212 amino acids.
AUGCCUUCUUCGAUAUCAUACAAUCUAGUCCCUCUAACGACCUACCGAGCCAGGUGGGGCAACUUCAACCUCAAGAACGCUGUCACCAUAGUGUGCGAACUCGCGCUGAACAACCCUGAAUUUCACGUCAAAGCCUUCGCUCCCACAUUCGGCGAGCAGCAGGUUCUCCGCCACCUUGGCACCUGCGCGAGCGGCGACAAGGCGCACUGGAUGCCCAGUAGGCGUCCUCAGUCGCCCGCCGACCGAGCGGAGUUCGAGGAUCCUGGCGACAACUUCGAGCUCUGGGAUUGCUGCCGGCUCAUUCGGGAGGGCGCUCUCGUUAACGGCCUGCCCAUCCAGUACGAAAAGUUUUUCUACGACACUGGACUCCGAGACCCCGUCCAGAUCGUGUACACCGCAGAGCUCGGAAGCCGCGGGCCCUUCCCGCGUGAUGAGCUCGACGCCGUCAACGCCUGGUUCGACUAUAUUUGCACUGAUCAGUUCGCUCAGGAACAUGGCCCGCUAGACAAGUUCGAGUAUAGCACCUUCAGGCUGCUGAAGCGCAACGUUCAGUUCUGGUGCAUGGAGAAGGCAGGCUGGAGUCCGAAGACUAUGCUGUCCUUUAUUGGCUUUGAUAGAUCGUCACCCACAUUGUCCUGA